AUGAGAUUAGAGGAAUAUAUGGAAAAUCUAAAUGAAAUAACUAAUGAAAUUGAAGAGGAAGGAGUGCAACGGAGAGUUAGAUUGUACCUUUUUUGGUUGUGCGGCGGAAUAAUAUUUUUCGAUAAAUCUGGAAAUAAAUUUAGUACAGACUUUUUGAUUGACAUGCGUGACUUACCCGCAAUGUCAACACAGGCUUGGGGAGCCAUUGCGCUAUCGUACUUCUAUUUUUGUUUGUAUCGUGAGUCGAUGGAGAAGUCGCACUGCAUUAGUGGUUUUGUUUCGUUAUUACAGGUAUGGGCAUGGGAGCGUAUUGUCCCAUUGCAAUCACUUCCGCUGCUUUCGAGCGAGGAAAAUUCAGAGGUCCCGACCGCACACGCACGUAAAUGGUUUCGUGGUAGAACUCAUCAAAAUGAGGCUCGUAGUGUGCUUUUCAUAAUAAGAGAUGUAUUAGCCAAUCUUACUGAGAAGCAGGGUACACAUCGGAAUGAAUAUGAGCAACCAACAUUAGUUCAAGUUCGUUGACGAUCAGCUGGACCAAGAGAGAGAGCUCGUCGAGGUGGUGGAAGGAGUGGACAACAACGGAACGAAGUUCAUGUUGAACAUAACUUAGUUGAUGAAGAAAAUUUAAGUGAUCAUGGGGUACAAUAUGAAAGUAAUUUCAAUCUGUCGCUUGUUACAACUAAUGUUGAGCAAUAUUACCCCGCAUGUGAUAAUGUUGGAGCCUCGACUAGUGGAACAAAUUAUUCUCAUGAACAAAGUUUUGAUUUUAUAACUUCACCUGUUGGGGUAAGUGGAUUUAGCCAAUUUAGCGGAUACUUUUCAAAUGUUAAUCCCACAACUCGUCAAUAUGAAAUUAG
This is a messenger RNA of Capsicum annuum, 857 nucleotides long. Its product is annotated as protein MAIN-LIKE 2-like. Lineage: Eukaryota; Viridiplantae; Streptophyta; Magnoliopsida; Solanales; Solanaceae. The transcript has 3 exons. Bases 1 to 522 code for a protein of 173 amino acids. The record is from RefSeq and is a predicted model, not a curated record.